Messenger RNA from Contarinia nasturtii (swede midge), 2222 nucleotides. RefSeq names its product katanin p60 ATPase-containing subunit A-like 1 (gene kat-60L1). Gene Ontology annotation, molecular function: microtubule binding; ATP binding; ATP hydrolysis activity. The coding region runs from base 245 to 2128 and encodes 627 amino acids. Gene Ontology annotation, biological process: microtubule severing. The transcript is spliced from 6 exons. The record is from RefSeq and is a predicted model, not a curated record. Gene Ontology annotation, cellular component: microtubule cytoskeleton. Lineage: Eukaryota; Metazoa; Arthropoda; Insecta; Diptera; Cecidomyiidae.
UCGUUUAGUUGAAACUUAGCCAUCGUGGCAUUCGUGUGGUUUAUUAUUUUUGUGUGCCUUUAAGGUGUUCGACUUUCUAUACAACACGAAAUUCGUACAUUGGUUAUAGUACACCACACGCCAAACGAAUGCAACUAAAUACUAUUGUUGGACAAGUGCUCUUUUUUGGGGGGAGAAACAGUGAAUUAAUACAGUGAAUAAAUAAUCAAAAACACAUUAUUGGUUUUUGUUGUGCAAUGAAAAAAUGAUUGAACAUUUUGAUUUGAUAUCGGAGAUUCCAACACCUCAUCACUAUAAAAUGUUGCGCAGUUUUUCAACAUCAAAUCCAUCGUUGCAGCAAACAAAUCGAAUUCCAACCGGAAUUCCAGACGGUGGAAUCGGAAACGUUUCGAAUGUUAGCUCGGCAACGAGUACGAAUAAUAAUGUUCAAGUUGAAUAUGAAGUGUCGGUGCCUGUGGUUCAAUCAUUUCGACACACACCAUAUCAUUCACUGUGGAAUCUUAAUCAAUGCAAUGUACAAAAUGCGACAAGCUUUCAACAUAUGGCCCGGAUGAUGGAUUCAUUAAUUUUAAAUGAAUUUCCGCCGUACACAUUCACGAAAAUAACAACGACCCAUCGGCCAACGCGAACCAACAACGGCAUGAAUUCAUCGAAAUUAUUGGCCAAAUCAACGGCCAACAUUGCAACUUCCACAGCAAACAACAACAAUAAUGCAUCCGUUGCAUCGGUGCUCGGAAUGAACGGAAGCCUUCGACAAUCUUCAUCACAAAAAAUUAAAGUUCCCAUGCAAGAAGUGCAACCAAUUCCGCGAUACUCGCAACAAAGCGCAACACAUACGGCAAACGGAAAUAAUCCAGCCGAUAACCGUUGGAUUUCGUCUUUGCGUCGUCGCGAUCCGGAAAUUCAACCAACUCUCCCUUCGAUCAAUAACAAUCACAAUCAUAAUAGCAACAGUUUUAGUUCGAAUGGAUCUGGUUCAAUUGCAUAUACGUUAGAUAAACGCGGUCGUAGCAGUAAAAUAUCGCCGACUUUACGAAAAAGUCGAUCGAUUGAACGAGCACGUGCGCGUAAAAUGAAACUCAAAGAAAAACCAAAGAAAUCAUCUUCCGAAGAGAAUGAAGAUGAUCCGGAAGCCACAUCGAUUGAAGAAAAUUCCAUGAAUAGUUCACCGAAAGGUGUUCGAACUCGUGAAAAAGUCAAAGUUUUCAAUACCACCGGAUACGAAUCACAUUUGGUGGAGAGUUUGGAAAAGGAUAUUUUACAACGUAAUCCGAGUAUACAAUGGAACGAUGUUGCUGGACUUGUUGAAGCGAAGGCAAUUCUACAGGAAGCAGUUGUAUUGCCCAUUAUUAUGCCCGAAUUUUUCAAAGGAAUACGACGACCGUGGAAAGGCAUUUUGAUGGUCGGUCCUCCCGGAACGGGAAAGACGAUGUUGGCCAAAGCGGUGGCCACUGAAUGUGGAACAACAUUUUUCAACGUUUCAUCGAGUACACUUACAUCAAAAUAUCGUGGCGAAAGUGAGAAAUUGGUUCGUUUACUGUUUGAAAUGGCACGUUUUCAUGCGCCCAGUACAAUUUUCAUCGAUGAAAUUGAUUCGUUGUGUGCAAAUCGUGGCACAGACACCGAACACGAAGCCAGUCGACGAUUUAAAGCUGAGCUCUUAAUUCAAAUGGAUGGUUUGAAUGAAUCGUUGAAUGAUGAAAAAGUAAUUAUGGUAUUGGCUGCAACGAAUCAUCCUUGGGACAUUGAUGAAGCAUUUCGCCGUCGAUUCGAGAAGCGAAUUUUCAUUGGACUUCCAGAUGAGGAAACCCGAACUGCCUUACUUGCACUGUGCUUAAAGGGUGUCAAUUUAUCUAGUCAUUUAGACACCAAAACAAUAUCAGAUAAGUUAAACGGCUUCACUGGAUCAGACAUAACGAACGUGUGUCGUGAUGCGGCAAUGAUGUCAAUGAGACGUAAAAUAACCGGACGAUCACCAGCUGAAAUCAAACAGAUUCGACGAGAAGAAGUUGAUUUACCCGUUACGGAACAAGAUUUUCAUGAUGCAGUACUACGGACCCGGAAAUCAGUGUCAGCCAGCGAUGUUACUAAAUUCCAAAAAUGGAUGGAAGAGUUUGGAAGCGCUUAAUACUGAUUUAAUUUUUUAUUUUGAAAUAAAUUAAAAAUUUGAUCAAUCAUUUGGCAUCACAUUGACAUAAAAAAAUAUAUGCAUUUGAUUUCUU